AUAUUAUUAUGUUUAUUUUUAAUUUUUAUUCAUAAAUAACUGAGAAUUAUUUGAAAUUGAACUUCCGCUUCCUCCCUCCAUCUUCCCAACUACUCCUCCUCUCAACUGAAACACCAUUGUGAACCGUAACGACUUCGGCUGAAGAGAAACUAGAUUCUAAAUUCCAAAAUGGCGGACCAGGAGAUGCCUACCUUUAAAUGCGUCCUUGUUGGAGAUGGAGGUACAGGAAAGACUACGUUCGUCAAACGCCAUCUAACAGGAGAGUUUGAGAAGAAAUACGUUGCCACAUUGGGAGUGGAAGUCCACCCUCUUGUGUUCCACACUAACAGAGGACCAAUCCGGUUCAAUGUUUGGGAUACAGCAGGGCAAGAGAAAUUUGGUGGUCUUAGAGAUGGUUAUUACAUCCAGGGACAAUGUGCAGUUAUAAUGUUUGAUGUGACAUCCAGAGUAACCUACAAGAAUGUUCCUAACUGGCACAGAGAUCUAGUUAGAGUCUGCGAAAACAUUCCCAUUGUCCUCUGUGGCAACAAAGUAGAUAUUAAGGACAGAAAAGUCAAGGCCAAGAGUAUAGUAUUCCACCGAAAGAAGAACCUGCAGUACUAUGACAUCAGUGCCAAGAGCAAUUACAACUUUGAGAAACCGUUCCUGUGGCUGGCGAGGAAGCUGAUUGGAGACCCGAAUCUAGAGUUUGUGGCCAUGCCUGCUCUCGUGCCUCCAGAAGUCACCAUGGACCCACAAUGGCAGACACAGAUCGAGAAGGAUCUCAAGGAAGCGCAAGACACACCGCUGCCUGAAGACGAUGAAGACUUGUGAAAUGUGAUUUUAACCAAAAUGUUUAAUGCCUUCAACACAAAAUCAAUGAACAGUGUAACGACACAUCUUUGGUGUUCAUUCUUAAAGAUGUUAAAAUCUGUCAAGAGCGAUUUCUUGCUAUGUUAAGUUUGUAAACACCUAGGGUUGUUAUAAUACUUUUUCUUUUGUUAAAUUCAAUUAUCUUUUUUUACCUAAUUUAUGUUUCUUCCCUACAUGUUGAUCGACUUAAGUAAAUAUGUAUAAACUGAAUAAACUCAUGUUUAAUUUGUA
Molecule: messenger RNA, 1083 nt
Organism: Homalodisca vitripennis (glassy-winged sharpshooter)
Lineage: Eukaryota; Metazoa; Arthropoda; Insecta; Hemiptera; Cicadellidae
Gene: Ran
Product: GTP-binding nuclear protein Ran
Exons: 5
Coding region: 169-813 (214 amino acids)
Biological process (GO): ribosomal subunit export from nucleus; protein import into nucleus
Cellular component (GO): cytoplasm; nucleus
Molecular function (GO): GTP binding; GTPase activity
Source: RefSeq, a predicted model, not a curated record